Messenger RNA from Penicillium waksmanii, 1653 nucleotides. RefSeq lists its product as uncharacterized. Gene Ontology annotation, molecular function: protein binding. Bases 1 to 1653 code for a protein of 550 amino acids. NCBI's taxonomy places the organism in Eukaryota, Fungi, Ascomycota, Eurotiomycetes, Eurotiales, Aspergillaceae. The record is from RefSeq and is a predicted model, not a curated record. The transcript is spliced from 8 exons.
AUGUACAACGCUCACCGCGGAAUGGUCCCCGCUCCCAACUCUCGCCUGACGGAGUUGCUGGAUCAACUGCGCCAGGAAUUCGAGAGCCAGUCACGAAACACCGGUGAAUAUGAACACCAGUUGACCGGCCAGCUCCAGGAGAUGGAGAUGAUUCGCCAGAAGGUCUAUCAGCUGGAGCAAACUCAGAUUAAGAUGAAGCAAGACCUCCAUCUCUUGGGCCACGGCCCGAGCAAUCUAUUCAGUGGUAUCAUGACCAACCCCGGAGGUAGUGGACCCGGUCUUGCCCCUCCCCCUUCCCAGGAUCAGCAGUCUGCCCAGCAGACCCUUCAACAGCCUGCCGCGACCGCCCUGCCUGGUGCGCCGCCGCCUCCGCAGAGCUCAUUUGGAGGAUAUCCGCCUGGCGCUGCUGUGAACGGCUAUGGGCCCCCGCCUCCCCCAACUGCCUCUCCUGGCCCUGGCAAAGCCCGUCGUCCGGUCCCCGGUCCUGCUACUCCCCAGCAGACGCACGCCGCCACAUACCCGGAUCCUCGCGCCUCGCCGCAGAUCCCUCGGCCCACCCCUCCUACCCAGUCGGUUGUCCGUACUGAGCGCGUUGGUAACAUGCUUGCCAACUGGAACCCGGACGACCUUCCCCCAUCCCAAAAGCGUGAGGGUGCGGAUUGGUAUGCCGUGUUCAACCCGGAGGUGCAGCGUGUACUGGAUGUUGAGCUGGUGCACCACCUGAACCACGAUAGCGUUGUCUGCUGUGUUCGUUUCAGUCGCGACGGCAAGUAUCUGGCCACUGGUUGCAACCGUUCUGCUCAAAUCUUCGACGUGACCACUGGCCAGAACGUGGCGACACUUCAAGAUGAGACUGUCGACAAGGACGGCGACCUGUACAUCCGCAGUGUCUGCUUCAGUCCUGACGGUAAGUACCUGGCUACAGGUGCUGAGGAUAAGCAGAUUCGGGUCUGGGAUAUUGCCGCGCGCACCAUCAAGAAUGUCUUCAGCGGUCACGAGCAGGAUAUCUACUCCCUCGACUUCGCCAACAACGGACGUUACAUCGCUUCGGGCAGUGGAGACAAGACUGUGCGUCUUUGGGAUAUUCUUGACGGCAAGCUCGUCUACACCCUCAGCAUUGAGGAUGGCGUCACCACGGUUGCGAUGUCGCCCGACGGCCACUACGUCGCUGCCGGUUCGCUGGACAAGAGUGUGCGUGUCUGGGAUACCACCACUGGCUACCUGGUGGAGCGCCUUGAGAACCCUGACGGCCACAAAGACAGCGUGUAUUCGGUUGCCUUUGCGCCCAAUGGUCGCGACCUAGUCUCCGGCAGUCUGGAUAAGACUAUCAAGCUCUGGGAGCUCACCGUCCCCCGAGGAAUGCACCCUCACAGCGGCGUGAAGGGCGGCAAGUGCGUUCGGACAUUCGAGGGCCACAAGGACUUUGUGCUUAGUGUUUGCCUGACGCCCGAUGGACAAUGGGUCAUGAGUGGUUCCAAGGACCGUGGAGUCCAGUUCUGGGAUCCGGUCACCGGCAAUGCUCAGAUGAUGCUGCAGGGCCACAAGAACUCCGUUAUCUCGGUGGCUCCCGCCCCAACCGGCAAUCUCUUUGCUACUGGCAGUGGAGACAUGCGUGCACGGAUCUGGAGAUAUUCGAACUACACUGGACGGUAA